This is a messenger RNA of Daucus carota subsp. sativus, 1763 nucleotides long. RefSeq lists its product as uncharacterized. Gene Ontology annotation, biological process: DNA replication initiation. Gene Ontology annotation, molecular function: single-stranded DNA binding; DNA replication origin binding. Lineage: Eukaryota; Viridiplantae; Streptophyta; Magnoliopsida; Apiales; Apiaceae. Bases 115 to 1320 code for a protein of 401 amino acids. Gene Ontology annotation, cellular component: nuclear replication fork. The transcript has 11 exons. The record is from RefSeq and is a predicted model, not a curated record.
AAAAUUUAGAUCUCCCUCCAAAUUGCAGAACCUUAUACAGCAUAAACGAAAACUUAUUGUUGACACAAUAGAAACACAGUUGUGACUUGUGAGACUCAACACAAAAACAGGGCCAUGUCGACAAAAGCAGACGAUUUAGAUCUCCUUCUUUCCCUCCAAGACAGGGUUUUAGAAACCCCACCUGCUUCUCCUUCCGCCCCACCCUCCGGGUAUUUAUCCGAUGAUGCAUCACCUAAGCGAGGGGGAGAUGUUGAUAUGUCUGUGUUCAGGAAUGCAGUCCAAGAUUGUCUCGAUUAUGAACCUGAAACCAGCAAGAAGGAGAUUAAAUCCAAAAACUCAACUAAUGGCAGUGUUGAGAAGUUUUCGGGGUUGCGAAUUAGGAACGAAUUAGUCUCUCCUGUGGAACUGGCAAACCGCUUUUCGGAUAUUCGGUUUAUCCGAUUACCAGCAAUAAAGAAGCUUCUUGUGGGGGAUACACUUUCUGGAUGCUGGGCAACUGUUGGAGUAUUAACUGAGAAAGGGGAACAAAGAAUGAGUUCCACAGGGAAGCCCUACUGUAUCUGGAAAGUUGGAAGCUUAGAUGAAGAUACUGCUUCUGUGUUCCUGUUUGGUACUGCUUAUCAGAAAAAUUCUAAAGAUGAAGUUGGUUCAGUUUUUGCUUUUCUCAGUUGCGGUGCUCGCAAGGAUAAUUCGAAAGUAGGUUGUUCUUUGAGUGUGUACAAUGCUAGUCAAAUAUUAAAAUUGGGCACAUCUGUCGAUUAUGUAGUUUGCAAAGGCAACGAUUGCAAAACUGUGAUCAAUAGGCGCCAGGGAAUAUAUUGCAAAUACCAUAAAUUGAAAGCAUCUGAGAAGUAUACGAAUUCAAGAACAGAACUCAAAGGAGGGAAUUUAAGAAUGUCCUUGAACAAUCAUCACAAGUCCGAAGGUAUAUAUGUAGUAGAUCCACAUGCUCAGAAAAAAAAUUUAGCAAAGCCAAAUCAAGUACUGUCGGUAGAAGGACUGAAAAAGGCUUUAAGUAAUGCAGGUAGAGUAACAACAAAUGAAUACUCCCAAGGAAUCAGGUUCCUUACACAAAUUACAGCAAUGGGGGAUUCAAAAACUAUAAAAAGAGGUCCUGCACUAAACAAGCCACUACAUUCUGCACAAAAGAGGUCAUCAUCAUCGUUUGUGGGAUCGGAAGUGCCAGUAAAAGGAACAAGUCAACCUCUGAAUGCGAAAAGAACAAAAACUGAGAAAAGGCAGCAUUCACCAAAGGAAACCAACCAGACCAAAGAAAAGAUGAUUGAACUCGAAUUCGUUAGUUCAGAUGAAGAAAUCUGAGUCGUGAACCGUGAUAGUAAGCAAUUUAUGUUCUCAUUUGAAAUUCAUCUUGAGGGAACAUAAAAAGUAAUGGUCAAGAGUGCAGCUUAUUGCACUGCAGCUAUAAAGAAAAGGCUAAGUGGAUGGAAUGUAGUUUCCAACUUGGACUUUCUCCUAGUUGUAUAGCAUUUUCUUCAAAGUAAACGGGUCUGCUAUGAUAACUUCUGGACAUCGUUUUCACCAGACUAAAACAUCCCUAUUCAAGUGGAACUUAAAAUUUUAUGGUAACUUUCUAAUGUUGGCAUAAUAAGCGUAGUAGAUGCUCAAUUUUGUAAGUUCUCAGUCUGCUUCUUUUCUUCUUCAUUCUUAAUUUUCUUUUUUUCCCCCUUUUUUGUGAAAUAGUCUGCUGCUUGCUUUUCUUUGUACUUGUAGAACUCUGAACUUUAAAGUACCUAAUUGAUUGA